AAAGGAACAACGGGCCGCACGCUCAUGGACGAGGAGGUCCUUAACUUUCCGUGAUUAUUUUUCCCUUCCCUCCCAAUCCCUCAGUUGUGUAUUAAAAAAUUAAUUUCUUGGUCGGUUCCUCUUCUUUAUUCGCUCUCAGAACCUACCAAGAAGCAGACUUCUCCAUUCUUGAUCCCUCUCCUUCACGCUUGUUUCUCGUCUCAUCGCUUUCUUCUUUUCUUCUCUUCCGAUGGCUUCUACGCUACCCAUCUACCAGUCCCACGGCUUGACCUCCAGCGGUAGGUUGCGCCAACCCAAGCCCUUCGUCUCCCUCCGCCCCCGGAGCCCCAUUUUCCACUCCUGGGCCCUCCGCCGCCCCCAUUUCGGCCCCGGCGGGUUGUCACUGAGGAGCCCGAGCCCUUUCGUGGUCCUCGCGGCUACGACGGUGGAGAUGCCCAGGAAGAAGCGGUCCUCCUCCGCCGAGAUGGGGUUCGUGGAGGAGAUGCGGGCCGUCGCCAUGAAGCUGCACAUCCGGGACCAGGCCAAGGAAGGGGAGAAGGAGCCCGACGCCCCCCCGGUCGCCAAGUGGGAGCCUUCCCUUCACGGUUACCUCAGGUUCCUCGUCGACAGCAAGCUCGUCUACGACACCCUCGAGACCAUCGUCCACAAGGCUUCCUACCCCUGGUAUGCCGAGUUCAGGAAUACAGGAUUAGAAAGGUCAGAGAAAUUGGCGAAGGAUUUAGAAUGGUUCGAGGAACAGGGUCAUAUCAUUCCUGAACCAUCUUCUCCUGGGAUUUCUUAUGCUCAUUAUCUGGAAGAGCUAUCAAAAAAAAAUCCUCAGGCAUUCAUCUGCCACUUCUACAACGUAUAUUUUGCUCAUACUGCUGGUGGUCGAAUGAUUGGCAAAAAGGUGGCUGAGAAGAUCUUGAACAAGAAGGAACUGGAAUUCUACAAGUGGGAUGGCGAUCUUUCGCAACUGCUGCAGGAUGUGAGAGAUAAGCUUAACCAAGUUGCUUCUAGCUGGUCUAGAGAAGAGAAGAAGCAAUGCUUGGAGGAGACCCAAAAAUCAUUCAAAUAUUCGGGAGAGUUACUCCGUUUAAUAUUGUCCUGACAAGCUCAAAUUCCUAUUUAUCUUGUCAACUGUAAAUAUUGUUUCGGCAGAAGACUUGCAAGGGAAAGGACUUAUCAGGUUUCUUUGUUCCUUUUCAUUUGCUCCUGUAAUCCAGGGCACUAGUCCCAUUCAGAUGUAUCUUGAAUAAAUUUGUCAAACAUGGAACAAAAGAAAAAAAUUGCUCAUCGAUAUGGAAGGUAAAAUAACUAACGUGUAGAAGAUGAUUAUCUUCGAUGA
Phoenix dactylifera (date palm) is the source of this 1327-nucleotide messenger RNA. Its product is annotated as SPX domain-containing protein 1-like. The record is from RefSeq and is a predicted model, not a curated record. NCBI's taxonomy places the organism in Eukaryota, Viridiplantae, Streptophyta, Magnoliopsida, Arecales, Arecaceae. Gene Ontology annotation, molecular function: heme oxygenase (decyclizing) activity. Gene Ontology annotation, biological process: cellular response to phosphate starvation; heme oxidation; phytochromobilin biosynthetic process.